Messenger RNA from Nasonia vitripennis (jewel wasp), 3473 nucleotides. It is a transcript of the gene Nrk, whose product is annotated as tyrosine-protein kinase transmembrane receptor Ror2. Bases 708 to 2654 code for a protein of 648 amino acids. NCBI's taxonomy places the organism in Eukaryota, Metazoa, Arthropoda, Insecta, Hymenoptera, Pteromalidae. Gene Ontology annotation, biological process: protein phosphorylation; positive regulation of kinase activity; multicellular organism development. The transcript is spliced from 6 exons. The record is from RefSeq and is a predicted model, not a curated record. Gene Ontology annotation, cellular component: signaling receptor complex. Gene Ontology annotation, molecular function: protein binding; ATP binding; transmembrane receptor protein tyrosine kinase activity.
ACGACGCACGACCACCGGUGGCGUUUCCUCUCACGGGGCGGCUGAUGCGCGCGCGAGCGUUAUUGAGGCGCAUUUUUGUUGCAUUUCUCAUAUCCACCGCAACACGUAUACAGUAUAUACACGCAUGUAUAUAUUCUAUACCUAUACAGUUUUCCAAGAAUUACAGGGCACAGGGCUCCCUCAGUCGAUAAAAUUUUCGCUGCCUGGUGGUUCGAUUAGCAUAAGUAUAUAUAGUUUUAUUUGUACACACACGCACGAAUUCGCGCACGGUAUGAGAUCCAGGCAAAUCAGUGACAGUGGUUCGCGGAGCACGAGUUUCUUCACCCUCGAGAUUAUUUUUUCCGACCAGAGGCGCCUACCAGUACUGGAACGUUGAGAAUUCCUCGCGCGCCGUCACUACGCGAUAUCCGCUUUUUUUUACGCGAACCUCGAUCCCGUUCAUUCAAUUUACUUCUAAGUUUUUUCAUGCAGUUGACGAGCAAAGUGCGUAAGAUGCUCGUUCGCGAGAGCUCCAGUAAGGAACACAGAGGGGUAGUUUUUUCAUGCCUAUCGAAUGAAUGGAGCCAGUGUCUGGGGCGAAAAAUGUAAUCAACAGCUAUCGUCGUUGAGAUAAGACUGAACAAAAGAUCCUACUUGUUCUCGGAAAUGUUUAUACAAAGAUAUUAAAUUAAGGAAAAACCCAUGAUACAGAGUACAACUAUCGCACUAUGAUGCUUUGGAAUGUUUUUUUGAUAACAAUCUCUUUUUACGUUGCCACUGGAACAUCCCCAUAUCAAGCAGGUGGUUACUGUGCGCCAUACAAUGGAAAAAUUUGUAAAAAGUAUCUUACUGGUGCUGGGACAGUUUGGUUCAAUGACUCUGUUGAUAAUCCUAGCGGAUGGCUGAACGAAAAAAUAACAACGGAUCUGUGGGAUGAACUGAUACAAAAGUUGACUGAGCCAUGCCGAUCAGCAGCAGAGAAAAUGUUAUGCUUUUAUGCAUUUCCACAAUGCCAUGGAGGUGCUAGCUUACCACUGUGUUACGAAGACUGUAUGGCCAUUAAACUGCAGCUUUGUUUUAAUUAUUGGGCUCUAAUUGAAGACAAUAAAGUUAGAGAUAUUCAUAUAAGAUCCAGAGGUCACUUUAGACUACCAGAAUGUGAGAAACUACCAAAGAUUUCCAAGGAAAAAACUACGUGUUCUCAUGUUGGAUUAACAGUUGUGGAUCAAAAUCUUGUAACAUACGACUGUUACAAGGACAGAGGGCGUUUCUACAUGGGUACAGUGAACAGAACAAAAAGUGGUCGAGCAUGUCAGAUGUGGAAAGAUCAAAAGCCACAUAGUCAUGAUCGUCCACCAGAUUUCUUUCCACAGAUUCGGUAUGGAGAAAAUUAUUGCAGAAAUGCUGGAGGUGAUGAAAAAAUGCCAUGGUGUUUCACUAUGGACCCUAAUACAAGAUGGGAACUUUGUGAUGUUCCUCUGUGUGAAAAUUCAACGGCAAUAACUGUUGAAGAUAAUCCUAGUGAUUUGACUAUGGAGGAUUUUACAACAACAACUUUGAUACUUAUUAUAUCAGCUUUAGGAUUUAUAAUUGUCGUUAUUUCUAUAUUAAUAAUACUUAUAAGCCAAAGAUUUUAUAAACGCCAUCAUGGUUAUGACCCAACUGACUGUCAGGAAGUGAACAUCGACCUAAACAAACUACCAGACAACGACGCAUAUCACAAGACCGGUAUUCAACUGAAUCCAAAAUUAGAGAAACUGGAGUUUCCAAGAAAUAACAUUAUAUACGUGAGAGAUCUAGGCCAGGGAGCCUUUGGCAGAGUUUUCCAAGCGAAGGCGCCAGGAUUAGUGCCCAACGAAGAGUUUACUAACGUGGCUGUAAAAAUGCUAAAAGAAGAGGCCUCUGACGAUCUACUCGUAGAUUUUGAACGAGAGGCUUGCCUCCUCUCGGAAUUCGACCACCCGAACAUCGUCAAACUUUUAGGCGUUUGCGCUCUGGGACGUCCCAUGUGUCUCCUGUUCGAGUACAUGGGUCGGGGAGACUUGAACGAAUUCCUACGCUCGUGCUCUCCGGGCAACUACAUAAUACGUAAUGUUGAGAAGGAUGAUACCUUUACGGACUCGCGACUGUCGCACAUGGAUCUCAUAAACAUCGCGCGACAGAUCGCCUCAGGCAUGGUGUACUUAUCGGACAGAAAGUUCGUUCAUCGAGACUUGGCAACGAGAAACUGUCUGAUCAACGACGAUAUGGUAGUGAAGAUAGCGGACUUUGGACUCUCGCAGAAGAUCUACCUUCAAGACUACUACAAAGGGGACGACCAGGACGCUAUUCCCGUGAGAUGGAUGCCACUGGAGAGUAUUUUAUACAACAAAUACACAGUGGAGUCAGAUGUCUGGGCUUUUGCUGUAUGCUUAUGGGAAAUAUUUAGCUUCGCGCUUCAGCCCUACUAUGGUAUGACGCACGAGGAAGUCGUUAAAUACAUCAAAGAGGGUAACGUUCUGCAGUGUCCGGAAAACACUCCUCAAUCUGUCUAUGAUUUAAUGAAACUUUGCUGGAAUAGAAAGUCCUCAGACAGGCCUACUUUUAAAUUCAUCUAUGAAACACUUAACAAUAUCAAAUGUGAAUUAAAGGCUGAAAACAAGUCGAAUAGUGUACCUCUACGUAUACACCUGUAAAUGUAAUUUAGUUUCUUUUUGUAAAAAAUGUCUGAUAUAUUGUCUAUUCACUGCAAGGAUAUAAAAAAAAAAAUCAUUUAUAUUCUCUUCUCGUAUUCGACGUGUACGAGUCUAUAAAACUUUUAUACAAUUUUUAUACGAUGCAUACAAAUGAUGUUGUGAAAUCCUAUAGAUUUCUUUGAGAUACUGUUACCAAUACACAGAUAAAAUUAGUACAACUCUAAAAAUCUAAAAAAAAUUCUUACAAAAGCGUUUCAUAUCUGCGUUUUGACGUAUCUAAUUACGAUACUAAGUUUUUAACUAUACUUAUAUUUUAGAAUUGCUUUUUAAGCUAUCAAAUUUUUUAAAGUUCGUUAAGUCUAACAGUUAUCUGCUACUACUUGUUAAAAUUCAAUUAAGUUUGGAAUUUUUUUUUAAGAACUGGAGUUUUAUGAAUUCAUUUUUUUCCUAUGAUACUAUUAUAAUAUUAUUACUUGAACAAUUAUAUAAAUUUUGAUGUGGAAUGCUUUUGUUCGCAAAAACUAAAUGUCCUAUGUCAAUUUCUUAUGACUGAAGUUUUGUUGUUGAACAAUAUACGCUCAACAAUAAUAAAUGUAUUAUUUAUAAUUUCGAUCAAUUUAUGUAUAAUUUUUGUCGAAUAAUUUAAUUUAAUUUAUUUUAGUUAAAUUAGCAGAGGUAGAUUUUUGUCAAAGAAACUACUUGAUACCAUUUAUAGAAAAAAAUAAUUCCAGUGUUCCAUUCCCUUUAUUAUGUAUAUGUGACUAUCGUAAUUGAAAAAUGCGAUAUGACUGAUGGAAAAUAAAGUGUUGUUUUUAAUAA